UUUAAUUUCUGAAGUUUAUUAUUAUUUUGCUAAUUAUUGUGACUGAAAUGUUUUAGAGCCAGGAUUCGGGUUAGUAUAGAUGGAAAGGUUCAUUUAAAGAGUUUAAUGUUUGUGUAAAAUCAUGAUUAGUUUAUUCGGAGGGGACAUCAGCAAGGGUCUUGAAAAUGUCCCUGUUUGUAUUGAAAGAGACGUGAGUGAAGACAGUUUGCCCAACUUCCAGUAUGCUCCAGAGAACGUUCAGGGCGUGGGCUGUGAUGUUGACCCGAGUGAAGUGACCCUGCCAGGCUGCUCGUGUUGCUCGCCAUCCUGCGUGCAGCCCAGCUGCCCGUGCCUGCGUUUUGGCCUGGCGUACACCGAGGGAGGUUUCCUGGAGCAGCGAGAGGAGUCGGGUGCCUCUUACAGCCAACCCGUGUUUGAAUGUAACGCGCUGUGUGCGUGUGGAGAGUCCUGCCAGUCCCGCGUUGUCCAGAACGGCCUGCAAACCCGCCUCUGUGUUUUCCGAACCGAGAACCGUGGCUGGGGGGUCGUGACCCUGGAAUCCAUCAAACGUGGCAGUUUUGUGUGCGAGUACGCUGGGGAAGUGAUCGGGUUUGAGGAGGCACAGCAGAGGCAACUGUCCCAGAGUCCUGAGGAUAUGAAUUACAUCAUUGCCGUGCAGGAGCACGGUGGUUCGCAGAGGGUAGGUGUGACGUUUGUGGACCCGGUCGCCGUGGGCAACGUGGGCCGCUUUCUGAACCACUCGUGUUGGCCAAACUUGACCAUGGUGCCUGUGCGCGUGCACUCAGUGGUGCCCAGACUGGCCCUGUUCUCCAGCCGGGACAUCGAGUCGGGCGAGGAACUCACCUUCGAUUACUCAGGAGGACGCGCACAGAGAACUGACGUUUCUGGUCCAGGAGAUCUCCAGAGGAAAGUGUGUCUCUGUGGUGCGCAGAACUGCAUUGGCUUUUUGCCUUUAGACAUUUCAGUCCUGCACUGAGAAUACAGCCGAGAAAUGAUUCUGAAGCUUAUUUCGAGUUUAUAAUGCGACAUUAACACCACGUGGGUCGUCGUGACGUACACACACACAUACAGUAUUGCAGCAUUAUCUGUUUCCUGACAGCACGUCUUAAAGAGACAGUAAUUAUGAAAUGACAGCUCAGAGAGUCGGUACUUGGAGCUGCCUCUGUUCCAAGACACGGAAAAUUGAUGUUUCUAUAGAAAUGCACACAAUUAUCCUUUCCUGAUGGUGGUACAGGGGGUCGCGCUGACACCUCACAGUCCCUGGUUCGAGCCGAAGCUCAGCGCACUGUCUGUAUGGAUGGUCUCGUGUUCUCCCCGUGACUGUGUGGACAUCCGUCAGAUUUAUUAUUUGGUCAGUCAUAGAAAAUGAUAAGGAACGUUUCAUCGACGUGCACUGUAUUAAAUCCUGACAUUACACUCGUUAAUGGCUUUAAUUGUCGGAGCUGCGACUAUUCUGUGGUCAUUAGUCAUGUUGAUAUAAAACAUGAACUUGCACUGUAAAGGUAGCAAUUUCAGAAAAUUCCCAAGUGGUAAUUUAGCUUUUGGGAAAAUUCUGAAUUCCAAACUUGUUCCCAGAUUGCUUACUUAGCUUUUGGAAAAAUUCGGAGUCUCCAAAUUGGCAGUUUAAGAUUGAGACAAUUUUGAAUUCCCAACUUCUUUCCGCACGAGUAGUUUAGAUUUCAGGAAAUUCUGAGUUCCCAAACUGGUAAUUUUGAUUUCAGUAAAUUCAGAACAUUCUGGUAUUUUAACAGUUGGAGCUUUUUUACAACUCAGAAGGUCAUAAAUCCAAUAAUUCCAUGUGAUACCAAAUAGCAAUUCUCAACAAGACAAAAAAAUCUUCUACUUCAAAAUGGCCACCUCAGUAACAUUAUAGUAUUGAGCUCCAUGGUGAAGUUUUGUUUGUGAUUUGAGAUCAGUCCAUCACAUCGUGUCCUUGUGUGUGUGACGUCACUGAGCUGAAUCUGGUUAGACACAGUACGUAAAGUUUAUCCCUCAGUGUAACUGGCUAACUCGCUUGUCUACUUUCUUGAACCACUUAUUCCAUUCCGCUUAUGUUCUGUGUCGUAAACACCGGUCCAGGUUUCCUUCCUGACUGUCUACAUCCAUCUUUUGAGCAAGUUUCAGAACCAUCGCCUUCCCCUUUAACAGAACUUUCCAUCGGAGCCAAAGCUCAGGGGAAAUAAGCAAUUAAAAAGAGCCUCUGGGUGUUUGGAUAUAGUAACAGCACUCUCUCCCCAGCGCCACACGAAGGAGGGGGCCAGAGCGACCCACUUCAGAGUCGUCAUUCUUAAAUCCCGUCUCCUGUCUCUCCUCCACGUCUCUGCCCCACUUCUCGCCAAGGACCCGCUUUCAUCUCAACAGCGAUAUUAAUAUUCUCAUCUGGGUUAAUUAGCCCAGAGACCCGAGAUGCAGAGCAGGGCUCCAGAAACGAGACCAGAACACGAGGCAUGUCGGCGUGAGAGCUGAUCCGCUCUGUGUGCAUGUGGAGGGUAAAUAAUCCACGGUAACGUCCAGUAUGUUAAUCACAACUCUGCAGCGUUUUCUCCCAGAUUUAACUCCUCUCGCAGGUUAACCAUUUCAACGCUCAACUCAUUAUUCAGUGAAUUAUUCUGAAGCAUGUGAUUUAAUCUGGAUCCACAAGUUAAUCCUAAAGUCCUCGGAUAAAAUAAAUGACUAUAAUUUCCCCGUUACUCCAAAUGUCAGUCAGCCAAAACAUGUUUGCAGUCUUUAUUUCUUUAGAUCAGCACUCGAGAGAUGAGUUUAAUAGAGCAAGAAUUUACAGAGGUCUGUCAUGCAAACCCAGUUCUGCCCAAAUCUUCUUGUGUUUGGAUGUGUAAAUGUUUCAAAUCCCAUUUGAAGAUCUCUCAAUCUCACUUUUCAAUAAACAAUUCUGUAACCUAACAGCGACGGGUCAGGAUUACGUUUAAGAGAUUUAAGUUCUGGUUGUUGAAUUUGAUUUUAUUCAUAUUUUCUUCACUUUUAGCAAGCAAUAUACACUGUCACAAAGCAGUUGCAGAAAUCUGGACGUAGAUUUAAAUCCCUCAUGAGCAAGUCAGAGGCGACACGAGGAAGAACCAAGACUCAAAAGGCAACCCAUCCUCUUUUGGGUUGUCCAAGAUGGUCGCCUCGCUUCUGUAACAUCACAAUAUUCAGCUACAGCGAAGGGUUUUUUCUCUACGUCCUAAACCGCAGAUCAGAAAGAUCUGGGUUUGGUUCGAGGCAGAGGAUUACACAAAACGUUUUGGCUUGGACAGACCUCCAUGACUUUUUGGAGUUUAAAUUCAACACCAGUCAUGUAUUGGUUAAUUUGAUGUAAAGGAGGAUUUUUUUUUUUUUUUUUUUGCCAGAUUAUUCCUUGAAUCGAGUGGAGCAGAGAGACUCUUCCUUUGUAUCAGGUAAAUUAGAGGAUAUCAGCACCCUGGUUAGACAUCGUUAUGAGAUCAUCUUGAUUGUGAUGAUCAUAUAGCCCUGUAUGAAUCAGGGGUGCCAUAACUUCUGGAUUGAUUCGACUGUUUUGGUUUAUUCUGCACAUAUUCGCUCAUGAGUGCCUGCAUUAGGCCUGUCAUUUUUUAAAGCUGUCCAACUGUGAUUUGUCACCAAGAUCUUUUCUCUUCCUCUGUGGUUGCUGUGAUUGGAGUUUUAUGAACGCGUUUUUCCCCAGAAGCUUUUGUUAACGCCAUUAUAAGCAGUGUUUAUUAACCGUGCUUCUCUUCUUCUCUGCUGUCUGUUAAACCGCUUCCUUAGAAAAUGAGUGCAUGGUCUGAGCCCAGCCCGUGAGGGCCUUUCAGUCUCCCAAAAGUGAUUUUCAUAAAGGAUUUAGUUCAGUGUGGCUGCAGGGUCAUGAGCUGCAGCUCCGGUCUGAAUUGUUGUGAAAAUAGUUUUUUUUUUUGUUUCACUGCUGUUCUGUAACUUCCUGACAGGUUACAAUGCACCCAAGAAAGCUGCUUUUAGUGUGGAUUAUCAGUGGUGGUUCCUCUUCAGUGCAUGAGGAACCGUGAAACUGACUUGCCUGUGAUCGACCAUCUGAAAUUUGACUUCUGUCUCAUGACUCAUUCCACUGAGUGAGUAAGCAAGUCUCCCAAGUCUCUAUGGCAACAGAACGUGCGAUAUCGAUUGGACGGCAAGUGUGGGCAGUGUUUCAGAGCAAUCGUUGGCCGGUGAAAGCAGAAAUCCUGCACUGCUGAUGGAGCGACCUUCAGAUGCCCUCAGAGUCAGAGCUGGCAUCGUCACAAUUCGAUUUUAGCCAAAGUGACUUAUGAGGCUUGAUGCGUCCUGUCUGUCAGGGAGCAGGCUAGGGUCUCGGCAUGAGGGUCAUGACCUGAACAGUCUUAAGAUUCCAUUUCACAAGAUAGAAUCUCAUACAUCAGCAUGUUGGAAGGUGCCUUAAAGGGAAGUGUGCAGAUGCAGUGCAGUCUACAUGCUGAACUUGCUUCUGGAUUUUCACUGAAAAACAGAAGCAAAAGGUAAAGUCGAGUGCAGGAAUGUUCAGCUUCAGACGUUCAAUUAUUGGAUGAUCUUUGCAUGUUAAUUAAAGAACAGGACAUCAAAACUUUUUUUUUUUUUUUAUCCGUUUCUAAUUACAUUACAUUGCAUUUAGCAGACGCUCUUUUCCAGAGUGACGUACAACGAGUACAAAAGUCAGGUACACAAAGCGCUGAACUUCUAGACACUAAAGUUCUAGUGCCAGCUGAACAAGUUGACAGCAAUACCAAGUGUAAUAUUCUGUUGAAGUAGCAAUACUCAAACAGCCAAGGAAACAAACCAACUCUCUCUCAUAUACGGGUCCGUCUCAGAAACUGCUCUCUCAUUUGGGACAUUAUGGUCAAAAAAUAAAUUUUCUAAUUUUACUUUUUUUUUUUUUGCAUUUGCCUAACACUCAAUGUUUCUUUUGUCAUGUUUAAUAAGAAUAAAGAUAGUAUCUUGCUUUA
This is a messenger RNA of Neoarius graeffei (lesser salmon catfish), 4928 nucleotides long. It is a transcript of the gene setmar, whose product is annotated as SET domain and mariner transposase fusion gene. Gene Ontology annotation, molecular function: zinc ion binding; histone H3K9 methyltransferase activity; protein binding. NCBI's taxonomy places the organism in Eukaryota, Metazoa, Chordata, Actinopteri, Siluriformes, Ariidae. Gene Ontology annotation, cellular component: nucleus. Bases 122 to 976 code for a protein of 284 amino acids. The transcript is spliced from 2 exons. The record is from RefSeq and is a predicted model, not a curated record.